AUGGCCAAAACGAAUUUAAUUUGUGACAAUGGAGGAAAAGCCAAGAAGUGUGGAUUCUCUGAUGAAGAGUGGGAUGCGUUUUUGAUGUAUGUAUCCCGUUUCUACUACAAUAACGGAAACUACCGUGGUUUUGGAGACUCGAAGAUAAUCCCUGGCGUUGAUAUAAAAAAAAUUGACGCACUGACGCGGGCAAGUGAAGCUGCCAAGGUUUCGUCAUCAUUUCUGAGGACUUGGGAUAUAGUGCAACCUGUUAUGGGUACCCUCGAGAGUAAGCAGCUACACCUCGGCUAUGGCGAUAGGGGUGUGACCUGCUAUCAUAGCGAAAACAUCGAUGAGGCUGAUGCCGAAAGAAUCGAUAGAUUUUCCAAGGCGAAAGAGCUGGAACUGUGGAACUCCAGGCUUUUCAAAAAUUUCCAAAAAAGGGAUGGAAAGACUGUAUAUCGAUUGAGACUGGCUAGCAGCAAGAUAGGUACUCUAGAAGUUAUAAGGCUUAUGUUUCCUAUCGCUGACUAGCU
Molecule: messenger RNA, 515 nt
Organism: Cylicostephanus goldi
Lineage: Eukaryota; Metazoa; Nematoda; Chromadorea; Rhabditida; Strongylidae
Source: the annotation of a GenBank genome assembly